Messenger RNA from Syzygium oleosum, 711 nucleotides. RefSeq lists its product as uncharacterized. The transcript is spliced from 2 exons. NCBI's taxonomy places the organism in Eukaryota, Viridiplantae, Streptophyta, Magnoliopsida, Myrtales, Myrtaceae. The record is from RefSeq and is a predicted model, not a curated record. The coding region runs from base 136 to 432 and encodes 98 amino acids.
AUUUCUUGUCGCGGAUUCUCUUCUCCGGAUUUCUUUUUUUUCCUUCUUUUUUUUUUUUGGACUCGUCGAAUCGUCUGGUUGCCCGUUGAAUCUUAUCGGAAGAUCCGUGAUUUUCGCACGCGACUAGGAAGAUCGAUGGGUUUUGGAUUCGAUUGUUUCUAUUUCUUUUUUGUGUCGUCUUUUCUCGAGUGCGUAUGUAUGACCUUGACUCGAAGCGAACGCGGUAAUCAGAGGGAGCGAGAUCGCGAGAGGGCUCAAGCCAGGAGCGGCCACAAGUCCAAGCAGCCCAAGGGCGACGGUUUGACUCCCGAGCAACGGCGCGAGAGAGAUGCGAAUGCUUUGAAAGAGAAGGCGGCGAGGAAAGCAGCACAGGCGGCUGCCGGAGGGAUUAAUGCAGGCGGUGGUGGUGGUAAAGCCAACAACAAGAAAUGACCAUGGGGAUGGUUAUAGGGAAAACUAGAACUGGGUCAGAUCUGUGGUGUUUCUGGGUCAUCAUACCAUGUCGUUUUGAGUCUGAAGAAAUAUCAUAUGAUGUUCGCUUUCUUGGAGGACAUUGAUGUUGGCUUCUGAAUAGUGUCUGAUUUGGAAUGAAAGCAUUCUUCUUCUCUGUAUAAUGUAACUAUAGAUGUUGUGUUGCCUUCAAUUUGGGCUGGUUAUCUCUGCCUAAUUUUAGAACAAUGAUCAAUGAACAGGCAAAGGACCUUUAAUUUC